This is a messenger RNA of Arachis ipaensis, 465 nucleotides long. Lineage: Eukaryota; Viridiplantae; Streptophyta; Magnoliopsida; Fabales; Fabaceae. The record is from RefSeq and is a predicted model, not a curated record.
AUGGAUAGUACCACAAGACUAUAUCAAGACCAAAGUCCCUUGCUAUCCGACCCUUUUGUAUAUCGUCGUUUGGUUGGCCGUCUUAUCUAUCUCACCACUACUCGACCGGACAUCAUGUAUGCCACUCAACAAUUAAGUCAAUUCAUGGCAUCUCCUACUGAAUCUCAUCUUCAAGCUGCCAAGCAUGUGUUACGAUAUCUGAAAACUAGUCCUGGCAAAGGACUUUUCUUUCCAAGGGAAUCAGAAAUUCGGCUUCUCGGCUUCAGUGACUCUGAUUGGGCCGGAUGUCCUGACACUCGGCGAUCUUUAACAGGGAAGAAGAUGCCAAUUAUAGGCCUUGGAACUGCAACAGUCCUCUUCCACCCAAUGAAGAACUCACUUCAAUUUUGGUUGAAGCCAUUGGAGUUGGUUACAGGCAUUUUGACACUGCAGCAAUAUAUGGCACAGAAGGAUCUUGUUCUCUGA